This is a messenger RNA of Aspergillus glaucus CBS 516.65, 981 nucleotides long. RefSeq names its product HpcH/HpaI aldolase/citrate lyase family protein. Lineage: Eukaryota; Fungi; Ascomycota; Eurotiomycetes; Eurotiales; Aspergillaceae. Gene Ontology annotation, molecular function: catalytic activity; magnesium ion binding. Gene Ontology annotation, biological process: oxaloacetate metabolic process. The record is from RefSeq and is a predicted model, not a curated record. The transcript has 3 exons. The coding region runs from base 1 to 981 and encodes 326 amino acids.
AUGGCAACUAGAAACGGCCUCCGCCGCUCCCUCCUCUACAUCCCCGGAUCCUCGCAGCGCUUCAUAGACAAAUCGCGUACACUGUCAGCCGACUGUGUUGCAUACGAUCUCGAGGACAGCGUCACUCCGCACAAGAAGGUCGAGGCUCGCGGGCUGGUGCGGAGGGCUCUUGAUCAACCGGCGCCGGAGGGGAUUCGCGAGCGGGCGGUUCGUAUCAAUUCUGUUGACAGUGGGUUGGCAUUAGGGGACUUGACUGAGGUGCUCCAUUCCCCAAACCUCUCCACCAUCGUCCUCCCCAAAGUCAACUCAGCCUCAGACCUGACCUUCGUCACGGACGUCAUCUCACACACUCUCUCGCAACAACAACAAGGCCAACAAGGCCAACAAGGCCAACAACGUCCCCCAAUCUCCCUCCUCGCCCUCGUCGAAUCCGCCAAAUCCCUCACAAACCUCACCCAAAUCUGCUCUGCCUCCCCGCUCCUUCAGGGUCUGAUCUUCGCCGCGGAAGACUUCGCGCUCGACCUGAGCUUGACUCGUACACCAACCCUAACUGAAUUCCUCUUCGCGCGCUCUAUGAUUGCAACUGCCGCGCGUGCUGCGAACCUCCCCUCCACGAUUGACCUGGUCUGCACGGCGUACAAAUCUACAACCGGUGACGGCCGGCCGCCUGCGGCACUGGAGGAGGAAUGUCGCGGUGGGAAGUAUUUGGGGUUCAAUGGGAAGCAGUGUAUCCACCCAUCGCAGGUGGAGACUGUGGAGCGGAUUUUUGGACCUGAAGAUAGUGAAGUUGUGUGGGCGGUACGUGUGAAGAUCGCGGAUGAGAAGGCUGCUGCUUCUGGUCGGGGAGCUUGGACGUUGGAUGGGAAGAUGAUUGAUGUUCCGGUGGCUGAGAAGGCAAGGGCGAUUGUGAAAAAGGCCGAGGCUUGUGGGUUUAAUGUCCACGAGUUGCGAGAGAAAUGGCAGCACCAGGAGCCGGAGUAA